GAAAUGGUGUCCACGGGUCAAAAGAAGAAUAGAGCUAGUCGAUCGCGAUCGUCGUCGAAAUCGGCAGGUAUCCGAGGCGGCCCGGGCAUGGACUCGCAACAGCAACAGUACUGCCUUAAAUGGAACAGCUUCGGCUCCAACCUGGCCACGUCGUUCGCCAAUCUCUGGAACUCAGAGAGUCUCGCCGAUGUUACUCUGUACUGCGAGGGUCGUACGUUCAAAGCACAUAAGGUGAUCCUGGCAGCGUGCAGUAAACACUUUCAAGAGCUGUUCGACAGUGCACCGCCGAGCCAUGCCGGUGCUUGCUACGUCAUCCUGGAGGCUACCUCCGCCGACAACAUGCAGGCUCUGCUUGAAUUCAUGUACAAAGGCGAGGUUCAUGUCAGCCAGGAUGCAUUGUCCAGCUUUCUUAAGAGUGGAGAAAAUUUACAGGUCAAAGGUUUGUCGAUGGAGAUGUCACAAGAUGCGUGGGUGAAGCAGCAGACUCAGCAAUCCGGUGACCGCCACCAGACUCGUAUCAAGACCAGCCCAGUUUCUGGAUCAGGGACCUGCGAGGUGCAGGAAUCCGGUCCACCACAAUCGCAUACCGCUACGUUUGCUCCGAUAAUGCCUCAGUAUGGAAUGCCGAUACACGGAAGUGGAGGAAUGAGCCGGUAUGCCCCUCCUGCUCAUGUUCCCAUGCCGUCACACCGCCGACCUGCAGCACCCAAACCGUCGCCUUCACAGAGCCCACAUGCAAGGAAUUAUAGACAAAGUUCAUCGUCAUCUCACUGCGGAAGCGUCGCCGACGAGCCGGAUACGCGUUCGUCGCCCGGCGCUGGGCAGCGAUAUGAAGAGAAUCCUCCUGAUUGCACAUCUACACUCGGCAACCCGACAAAGAACAACGGAUAUGAACGCAGCGCCUCCACCAACGAAGAAAUGACUGAAUGCCUACCUAAUGAUCAGGGAGCAGAAGAUUUACGGAAAUUAAAAAAUGAGAAUGACUACCAUCCAAGUGGUGGAUACAACAACUCCCCGCCGCCGUCCGCUCCGAUGCCGACCACCAACUACCACGAUAAGCCGCUGGCGACGUCGCCUCAGCCACCGAAGCACAGCCCCGACAUUUGGCCUGCUAAGCUGCUUACCAGCAAAUCUGGAGGCAUCGCUACUGCUGACGGCAAGAAACUAAAAUGUCCCUACUGCGAGCGACUGUACGGAUAUGAGACAAACUUGCGCGCGCACAUCCGGCAGCGGCACCAGGGCAUUCGAGUGCCGUGCCCGCACUGCAGCCGCACCUUCACGCGCAACAACACCGUGCGCCGCCAUAUUGCCCGUGAGCACCGCCACGCGGUGGCGGCGGGGACGCACCUGCCGCACGCGCAGCCGCCGCUGCCGAAUCACACGCAGUAACUGCCCCCUACUAACCUCUCCACUCGUUUCGGCGCAACCGGGUGACCGCACAUUUUUUAUAACACCGUCUACCUCAAUUUUAAUCGUUAUACUUAAUGUUUUAGGCUACAUUCGACUUGUAUUUUUUCUCUAUAGAUUACACUAAAAAAACUAAACCAUAAUGACCAUGAAAAUCGAAGUCUAAAUAUUUAAUUUGGACUGUCGUUAGUUUUGUACCGACGGCGGUAUUUUAUUCCGUCACUAGAAUAUAACUGUAAAUGUCGAUUUUAUAUUUUGAACCCUAUACUAAGCUGCGGUCACCCGAGACGCGCCAUCUAAUUUGUUUGGUAACGUACGUACAAUAAAAAUACCUCGUCGAUGCAUAUUAUAUUGUCAGUAAUCUACCUCAGAAAUUGAUCUUAAGAUUUUUUAAGGUUUUUUGGAGAAAUUAUGCGAUAAUUGUUACUUAAUUCACGUGUGACUUCGAAUGGUUGCUCAGUGUUCUCUCCCGGUACCCUGUUGUAAACAAAGUACCCUCGCACCCUUAUCUACGUACCUUGAUUUCGUGCAAACGCUAUUGAGAUGUGUCCAGUGACUGUGAAACAAAAGUUACCUUUAUAGACGUUUUUAUUUUGAGCUCUCGGACGAAUACGAUAUAGCUUAUAUUAAUGAACGAGCUAGGGAUUCUUAGAAAUAAUGUUGAGACUGAAGGUCUUGGUUUAAGUAAAUGUAUAUAAUAGGAGAAUGUGGUAUUACACCUUGGCCUCGGUUGAGACAUGCGCUCGGAACAACUUUGUGGCAAAAAUCAAUAUGCCAUAUUUCUAUUUUCCCUAUCACAAUAUUUUUUAUCAUAUUCUUCGUAUACCAGGAUAAGUUCUUCGAAUACAUCUGUGAUACAAUAGAAACAGGAUCUACGUAGUUAUGCCACAAUUGUUGCUUAUGUGCGGAGAAACAACAAAAGUAGACUUACAUCAGUUUGUACUAUACAGUGGAUUUAAAACGGUUUUCGGUUUUGUACAAAGUACAAUGUUGCCCUAGAUUUACAUAAGUAGUUAGGUAUAAAAUCGUGUUAUAAAAUGUACGCAUGCGAGAUACGAGGCGUGAAUGUGUUCUGCAAUCCAUUUCUGUCGUUCCAAGGCUCCGCGGGUGUUAAUUGAGACCUAUAAUUAUAGUAUGUUUAAGUGAUGGUGUCGAUUCAACAUUCCGUUGUCGUAGUGCAUUUAAAGGCCACAUACUACUUCUAUAUUUCCUAGUCAUUUCAUGUGCAACCAGUUGAGAUUUAAAGAAUAAUUAUUUAAAUAUAAAUGUAGGGGCUCCCGUUGGUAUCGUUGUAUUAUAUUGGUGUUUGACGCCAACGGGGUCCAGUAUUAUUCUUGAACGUAACUCGCGGUGUUAAAACUUGACUGAUGCUGUAUUGUUUGUGUCCAAUUGUUUAACAGACUGCACUUAAACUCGCAGGGUAUCCAUAACUCCAUUUACCUAACGCAUUAAGAGCUAAAGUUUCAAUAACCUGUUGACUAACCGUAAGUAAGUAAAAUUUCAGGAUAUCAGGGAUUUUUUCAGGAUAUCGUUGUUUUAGUUUAGCUCAUGUCAGACUCCUGUAACAUUUUUUUUUAUAUUCAAAUAUAAAAAGUUAGACGUGUAAUUAAUGGAAAAUGUUCAGUUGAAUGCGA
Hyposmocoma kahamanoa is the source of this 3041-nucleotide messenger RNA. It is a transcript of the gene chinmo, whose product is annotated as zinc finger protein chinmo. Gene Ontology annotation, cellular component: nucleus. The coding region runs from base 4 to 1389 and encodes 461 amino acids. Gene Ontology annotation, molecular function: protein binding. Lineage: Eukaryota; Metazoa; Arthropoda; Insecta; Lepidoptera; Cosmopterigidae. The transcript has 8 exons. The record is from RefSeq and is a predicted model, not a curated record. Gene Ontology annotation, biological process: regulation of transcription by RNA polymerase II.